Pundamilia nyererei is the source of this 1883-nucleotide messenger RNA. RefSeq names its product homeobox B8a (gene hoxb8a). The transcript has 2 exons. Gene Ontology annotation, biological process: regulation of transcription by RNA polymerase II. The coding region runs from base 465 to 1307 and encodes 280 amino acids. Gene Ontology annotation, molecular function: DNA-binding transcription factor activity, RNA polymerase II-specific; RNA polymerase II transcription regulatory region sequence-specific DNA binding. Lineage: Eukaryota; Metazoa; Chordata; Actinopteri; Cichliformes; Cichlidae. Gene Ontology annotation, cellular component: nucleus. The record is from RefSeq and is a predicted model, not a curated record.
AGCCGUUUGAGAGCGCGACAGGGCUUACAGCGCAAACACCGGAAUUGUGAUGCGCACGAGCCCUUCCUUAUCCUCUUCUUCUCCUUCCUCUUAUUUUUCUUCCUCUGGGCUGGAAAUUCUAUGGAGUCACUGUGAUUAUUGUUGUAUUAUUGUUGUUGUGGUGCUGGUUGUGGUUCUCACAUUUCCGGCUGCCGUCACCGUUACUCACACCGCAACCGACUCGUCUGUUGCCGCCGUGAGGUGGAAAAUACUACAACAACGGUCACUUACACCGGCGGCGGACUUGCCUCACUCUCCCUGCUCACUAUCUCUGUGUGUGUGUGUGUGUGUGUGUCUGCCUCAAACCGUACCACAGAAGCAGCAGAAAAAAAAAGAAAACAGUUGAAAGCCACUGGUCUCUUCCUUCACCCUCACUCUGACUCUGCCGAGCCGAACACAAAUUAAAACAGAAAACAACACAAAAGAUGAGUUCAUAUUUCGUCAACUCGCUCUUCUCCAAAUAUAAAAGCGGGGACUCGUUACGUCCGAACUACUACGAGUGCGGGUUCGCGCAGGACCUGGCUGGCAGCCGGCCCACCGUGGUGUACGGCCCGAGCUCCGGCGCCACCUUCCAGCACGCUCCGCAAAUCCAGGACUUCUACCACCACAGCGCCUCGACGCUGCCCAGCAACCCAUACCAGCAGAGCCCGUGCGCGGUCACAUGCCACGGUGAACCAGGGAACUUCUACGGAUACGACGCGUUGCAGCGGCAGACACUUUUCGGCACCCAGGACGCGGAUCUGGUUCAGUACAGCGACUGUAAGCUGGGAGGCGCGCCCGGACUCGGGAGCGAGGACGCGGAGGGCACCGAGCAGAGUCCCUCGCCGACGCAACUCUUCCCUUGGAUGAGGCCGCAAGUAGCUGCUGGCAGGAGGCGGGGCCGCCAAACCUACAGUCGCUACCAGACCCUGGAGCUGGAGAAGGAGUUCCUGUUCAACCCCUACCUGACCCGGAAACGCCGUAUCGAGGUGUCGCACGCGCUGGCGCUGACGGAGAGGCAAGUGAAGAUCUGGUUCCAGAAUCGGAGGAUGAAGUGGAAGAAGGAGAACAACAAGGACAAGUUCCCCAGUAGCAAGAGCGAACAGGAGGCAGUGGAGAGGGAGAGGAGGGAGAAGGAGCUGCGGGAUGGCGUCAGCGGCGGAGGUGGCGGUGGUGCAGGAGGAGGAAGUGGAGAAGGAGGUGGUGGAGGAGGCUCGGUGGCAGGCACAGCGGGGUCACAGGCUUCUGUGAACGACGAUUGCUGCGAGAAAAGCCACAAGCAAAUGUAGGGGAGAAAGAAAAUGGGGUAGAUGGGGACAGGGUGGGUGUAAAUGUUAGGCAGGAUGGGGUGAGGGGUGGGCUGUUUUUUCUUAACUGAGGCCACUGGACUCCCCUGCUGUCUCCACGAUUCAAUCGUUGGAAGGGAACGUGAGUUUCUAAAAAUGGUGACUGGCUAACUAGAUGGACUUGAGAGGAAAAAAACGUGACAAUGAAGCAAGAAAACAUAGUCUACACUAGUGUUUAAAAUAAACUUAAAAAGAAGAAAAAAAAAGAUAGCUUUCUUUCUUUGUGGAACAAUUAUCGUGGAAACAUUUCUAUAUUGUUAGAAGUUAAUCAUUAACAAUUUUAUCUUUGGCAGCUGUAUAGUUUUUAAGUUAAAAUGAUGAUGAUGAUGAUGAUGAUGAUGAUGAUGAUGACGACGAUGAUAAUGGUGCACUUUUUACUGUACUUUUCACUUCUAUGUUGUUGUUAUGGCAAUGAUUGAUGAUGAUGGUGAUGACGUAGCAAUUAAUGAAAUUUCCAACAACAUGAAACUGCCUAUUUAUGCCGUUUUAGUAGGUCGAGUCUCUUUUUUACACCCUCUA